GAAUUAUUAGUAUUUCCCAUUGAGUUGGCAAUGAAAGUCGUGAUAAUUUUAGCAAUCUGUGCGCUGACCGCAGUCGCUGCCGUACCCAUUCCUGAGGAGGAGCGUGUCAGCGGUGAGAAUGGUUGGUAUAUUCCUCAAGCUGAUGGCUCAUUAGUUUGGGUCUCAAUCGAGGAGGGCGAACAAAUGCUUGAUGAAUUGGAGAAUAAAGAAGAAAUAGAGGGCCGACUUUCAACAGUGCCAGUAAGUUUCUACUUGUAUACAAAUAGAAACCCGUCAAAGAAACAAAAGAUUACCGAAACUGCAAAAUCCAUUAACAAUUCCGACUUCGAUGCCAGCAAUCCAACGAGAUUCGUUAUACACGGUUGGACCCAGAGCUAUACCGCUGGUAUGAAUAAGGAUAUUCGUGCAGCGUGGCUGGGACGUGGAAAAUAUAAUGUGAUCAUUGUCGAUUGGGCUCGUGCACGUUCCGUUGACUAUGCUACAUCCGUUGUUGCGGUACCCAAAGUUGGCAAAAAGGUGGCCAGUAUGAUCAACUAUUUGGUGGAGAACUUUGGCAUGAGUUUGGAAGAAACCGAAGUGAUCGGUCAUAGUUUGGGUGCUCAUAUAGCGGGUUAUGCUGGUAAGAACACCAAAAAUGGAUUGCUUCACGCCAUAGUCGGUUUGGAUCCCGCCCUACCACUCUUCAGUUAUAACAAGCCCAACAAACGUUUGAACGCCAACGAUGCUAAUUAUGUCGAGUCCAUUCAGACCAACGGCGGUCAACUAGGUUUUCUUAAACCUAUAGGUAAGGGCGCCUUCUACCCGAACGGUGGUAAGAGCCAACCUGGCUGUCUUUUGGAUGUAACUGGUGCCUGCAGUCAUGCGCGCUCCACCGCUUACUACGCUGAGGCUGUGGCCCGUGAUGACUUCCCCAGCAUGAGUUGUGGUGACUAUCAGGAAGCAGUGAAAGAUGAUUGUGGCAGCUCUUACAGUGGUGUGAAAAUGGGUGCAGUGACAAAUGCUUAUAUGGUGAAUGGUGAUUAUUAUGUACCCGUACAUAGUUCUUCACCAUAUGGUUACGGUUAUGCUUAGACAUUUUAGUAAUAUUAAUGUA
Bactrocera tryoni is the source of this 1093-nucleotide messenger RNA. Its product is annotated as pancreatic triacylglycerol lipase-like. Gene Ontology annotation, biological process: lipid metabolic process. Bases 31 to 1071 code for a protein of 346 amino acids. Lineage: Eukaryota; Metazoa; Arthropoda; Insecta; Diptera; Tephritidae. Gene Ontology annotation, molecular function: lipase activity. The record is from RefSeq and is a predicted model, not a curated record. The transcript is spliced from 3 exons.